UACCCAAACAUUAGACAUUUACAAUGAUCGGAUUAGUAGAAGUUGUAUUUUUUGCAAUAAUUGCAACAAGUUUUGAUCAAUCUGUGGCAAAUCCGGGCCUUCAAACGGCCUGUGACGAAUCCUGCGUAAGGACACUGCAACCCAUGCUGGAUCUCAUAAUAACCCGGCAGACUCGAAUGAAUAACUGCGAGAAGAACAAUUUGAAUGAGAGGCAGAUAAGAAUCGAUGCUCAACUGGACGAUUUGCAUACUAAAAUCGCAGAGUUUACUUCUAGCUAUGAAAAGCAUGGCUCACGGUUCUUCUACAUCGAGAAGAGAAAAAAAGAGAAUUGGUUUUCGGCUGCAAACAUUUGCCGGAAACAAGGUAGCUACCUUGCCAAUAUCCGGAGUGCAGAGGAGCUUACGCUAAUUUCGACCAGGCUUAAUCAGGACUCUGAAUAUUGGCUGGAUAUCAACGAUUUGUCCAAGAAAGAAGAGUAUGUUUCUUCGUCCUCUGGAAAGUUGGCCACCUUUUUGGAUUGGCAUGCCGGCGAACCCAAUGCUACGGAGGUCAGCGAAACACACUGCGUUUCACUUUUAAAUGGAAAAAUGAAAACUAAUUUAUGUAAAUCCAAAAAUUAUUUCAUUUGUCAGGCAAUUGAUGAUGUAUUGUAAAUGGUUUAAUGUUGAUAGCUUAAAAAUUGUUACUGAAAAUAAAGUUAAAUAAAAUCUCAA
Messenger RNA from Drosophila eugracilis, 713 nucleotides. Its product is annotated as C-type lectin 37Db-like. The coding region runs from base 24 to 653 and encodes 209 amino acids. Gene Ontology annotation, molecular function: signaling receptor activity. The transcript has a single exon. The record is from RefSeq and is a predicted model, not a curated record. NCBI's taxonomy places the organism in Eukaryota, Metazoa, Arthropoda, Insecta, Diptera, Drosophilidae.